AGAAGAAGAAGAAGAAGAAGAGAUGGGAGGCAAGGAGGGUGCGAUUGGGCGAUGCUGCAUCAAGUUUGCAAAUAAGUUCUACCAGCAUGUUGAUUGUAAAAUGUUUAGUUGUGCCGUAACAUUUGUCGCUGGAGCUUCUUACGGCGACAUCACGGGUGGUGUUGUCAAGGAUUGGGACACCAAAGAAAAGCUUGAGCUAGAAAGGAAAGAUCUUGAAAGACAGAUCCAAGAGUAUGAAGCUGAAGCCAGAAAAGUGGUAAGUAGAUGGGGAGUUCGGAAGCUGCCAAUGCUGUUUAGUAGAAUUCAGGGAAAUAAAGAAUAUGCAGCCAGCCACACAGUGCCACCUCUCUGUCUUUUCUCUUUUAUCUACAAACUUGUUUAGACCUCUAUGCAUUUUGGUAUUUUCUGUAUUCAAGUCGCACACUUAAAUUGCCAUUUUAUAUGAUGUCCACUGUUUUUUUUUUUCUUUCCUCUUUCGUAGUCAGCCAUGUUUAAGCUCUCAAUUCAAGUUAUUUUAGUAUCCCCCUUUUGCGUCUACUAUUUGUUGUUUUCUAUUUCCUCUUCUAGGCGCCUGCUUGUACUGUGUUUA
Molecule: messenger RNA, 589 nt
Organism: Camelina sativa (false flax)
Lineage: Eukaryota; Viridiplantae; Streptophyta; Magnoliopsida; Brassicales; Brassicaceae
Source: RefSeq, a predicted model, not a curated record